Molecule: messenger RNA, 740 nt
Organism: Maniola jurtina (meadow brown)
Lineage: Eukaryota; Metazoa; Arthropoda; Insecta; Lepidoptera; Nymphalidae
Gene: HSPC300
Product: probable protein BRICK1-B
Exons: 3
Coding region: 118-348 (76 amino acids)
Biological process (GO): actin filament organization; regulation of actin polymerization or depolymerization; cell motility
Cellular component (GO): SCAR complex
Molecular function (GO): protein-containing complex binding
Source: RefSeq, a predicted model, not a curated record
UUCGUCUGCGACCAAAUCUGCAACUACGAAAUUUUUUGACAUUUGAUUUGUAAAUUUUUAAUUUUGGAAAUUAUUGUGCAUUAAAUUAGAAUAUUAUCGUGUUAUAUUCUUAAAAAAAUGUCGACCCCACCUCGCGAAACCAUUCAAAAACAAAUCCAGCAAGAUUGGGCGAACAGAGAAUACAUAGAAGUGAUCACAGGAAGCAUAAAGAAAAUUACCGAUUUCCUCAAUUCCUUCGAUAUGUCCUGCAGAUCACGCCUAGCCACCUUGAAUGAGAAAUUAACUUCACUGGAAAGAAAGAUUGACUAUUUGGAAGCUUGUGUCACAAAAGGAGAAACUCUGACAUAAUCUGUUAAUAAGCAAAUUAGUUACUUUCUGCAAUGUAUGUAGCUGUAUGAACAUAUUUGCUUUAGAAAAUAUUUGUUUGGUGGCAAUGCUAAUUGACAUGAUAAAAUGUUGCAACUUUCACUUUUCGCACUCACACAAAUAUCAGGGAGUUAGUGUGGAAGCUGUGAACAUCAUAUUGCGAUAAUUGCAAUUAAAUUCAAACUCAAAUAACUUAUUCAAAUUAGAUUCAGCACUAGUACCACUUCUAAAAGUCGCAUUGGCAAAAUACACCGAAAAGACUAAAUUGGAAUACGCACCAGUGAAAUAUAGACCUUAUUGGCUGACGUUAAGGUUUUAAAUACAAGAACAACAGAGACUCUUGCUAUCUCACUCUUUCGCGCGCACAAAACAUG